UCACAUGCAGCUACAGGAGCGGGACAUGAGAACAGUCCGGUUUGCCGAUGUGUACACUCACAGAGACUGGGAAGAGAUCAUUGGCAGGUUUCCACAUGUGUGGAUGAAGAAGCACUGUGGCAAUCUAAAGCUGAGGGCUGAUUACACACUAAUUUUGGCUUGGCAUGUUCCGAUGUGACAAAGUGUAAAGCUGGUAACUGUUGGAGAAGAACAACACAGCAGAAGGCCGGAGAAACACACAACGUAACCAGAGGGAGCUCCUGAAGACGGACAGAACAGAGGAAAACUGUGUGAAAGCAGGAGAGUGAAGAGAGAUAUAUUAAAGGAAAGAGAGAGGCACUAGAGAUAUUCAGAGAGAGAGAAGACAGAAGAAAAACGUGGCCAAGCAUGAGAGAGGAGGAGCAGUCCAAUGACGACCACCCUGAGGACGAGGGGGUUUCCAGCGAGGAGAACACGGGAAGGCCACCUUCUAACGCCUGUCCUGUUGUUGUAGCAACACCGGGGGUCACCAGGCGCAAACGGCAGACGGGCUCACAAACGGAGGAUCACGUUACAACAGUUACUCCCACUACAGCAGCACACGACGGCAAGGUGAAGCCAGCGGAGGACAUCCAGAUUUACACGCUGACUGAAGCCAAAAGACUCAAGAAGAGUCCUCAACAUCGGCCGCCUUCCUCAGGCCCAUCCCUUUCUCCUGGCCCCGGCGCUAGUCCUGGAGAUCUCUCGGCCCUUGAGGAUCCACACGGCCAGCGGGUGAUCGCCAACAUUCGGGAGCGCCAGCGGACACAAUCUCUGAACGACGCCUUCGCCUCGUUGCGUAAGAUAAUCCCAACGCUCCCCUCUGACAAACUGAGCAAGAUCCAGACCCUUAAAUUGGCAUCGCGCUACAUUGACUUUCUGUACCAGGUUCUGCAGAAUGACGAGAUGGACACUAAGCUGGCUGGAUGUAACUACCUGGCCCACGAGAGACUGAGCUACGCCUUCUCUGUGUGGAGGAUGGAGGGGGCCUGGUCGACCAUGUCUGCUGGUCACUAGCCCUGCCUGAAAGCUAGGUUUGUCUUUUGACUGUUGCCCUAAUGACAGGGAAAUGUUCUCAUUUGACACAGAGGGCUGAGGUCUGAAUUGGGUCUACCAGUGGACUUUUUAACCCCUCAGAUCAUCGGUUUGCCUCGAUGAUAAUAAAAAAGACUGACACUUGAGCAUGAGCAUUUGGACCAAGCUGAUUUUUAAGCCACUAUCCCUUUGUCAAGUUUUCAUUGAUGUCAAGCUACGUAUCAGAUGCAUUCUUCUAAUUCUAUUGUUUUGCUUGCCAAAAGUAGCUUUUACUGCUCAAGUGUGCCAAUGCUGGCAUUCCAAGAAAAGUAUCACAAAAGGGACAUUGUGCUCAGUGUACGAUUCCUGGCUUUUUAAAGGAAUUUCUUCAUGUUGUUUGUACUAGUAAGAUCACAAUGGAGGACAGGUGACAGAUAAAGACACCCAGACAUCAUUUCAAUCAUUCAACAACCUGAUGGUUGAUGGUCGACCUGUCCUAAAUGUUGCCUCCACAUGACAGCCCGGCUUAUUCUGCUAGAGACGUCUGAGCCCUCGGCUUUCUCGGGUCCUGAAGCUUGACCUCUGGUUUCAUCCUUAUCAUCACCCUUGGUUUUAUCACCACAACUGCCAUCUCUAUCAUCAUAACCUUUACUAUCGUCAUCAUAGGUAUGCAAACUUGAGACACAUUUGAACUUCGUUUCUGUGCUGCUGAAGUGUAUAAAGUUUUGUGUAAUGUACAAAGUGCAACAGCUAGAGAUUGCGGAAGAGGGAUUCGAGGAAAGUCAGAACUGGAAAAACUAAAUUUGAUUGUUUCAAGAGAGAUUGGUCCUUUGACUUUUCUGUACCCUUUCAACUCUUACUUUUCCAAGACUCUGACGUAUCAUGAAUCUCUGACCAACUCUGAACCUAAGCGACGGUGGAAAACGUAGCCGUCCAUCCUGACUUCACUUUCUCCUCUUUAUACCCAAACCGAGCCCCUUUGUUUCUUCUAGUGCCAAAAAAAAAAAAAAACUUCUCCUCUUGAAAUUCUUUCCUCUCAUUCUGGCCCAAAUUUGCCUGCGUUGCACGAAACCGUGAUCCAGCUACAGCAAGCUGACGAGGAGGCGUAAUGAAAACAAACGGUCUCAAAACGCCAUGAAUCAUGUGUGUCACCAUCAAAGGGGAGGCUGAUGUGGCUCCCUGCUGGGCUCCCAUAAACCACUGGAAGUGAUGGAGGAGCUGCUGAAUAAAGUGACUGUGAUCUUCCCUGUACAUCUCUGCUCCAUGCCAACAUUACUGCUACACUAAUCAUGUGGACUUUGAUGCGAAUGGAACUGAGAAAAUGUAUGUUUAAGAAUAUUAAAAGACAUAUUGAUCAGGAUGCAGAUGGACAUGGGGAAAGAAGACAUUUCUGCACCAAGUAAACCAACAAAGAGCUCUGAUUUAUUGAAAAUACAGAAAAAUAGAGAAAUUGACAAUACAAGUCAAGUUGGACCAGUAUUUUGUGUUUAGUUUAGUUUUUCUUACUAUUUUCCCAGAGGUAUUAUUCUAAGAAAACUUAGGCAGAGCAAGGCUUUGUUUUUGAGGAGUGUUUACUUGAAGUAUAUAUAUAUAUAUAUAUAUAUAUAUAUAUAUAUAUAGUGUGGUACUUUACAAAUAAGGAGUGACACUGAUACAGUAUGUCUGAUUAUACUGUACAUAUCACAAGCAGAAAAUUCCCUGGAGAAUUAGAUGUAGUGAUGCAUACAGCACAUUAAUCAUUAUUUGUCUGAAAAAUAAAACUUCAAACUAUU
Molecule: messenger RNA, 2804 nt
Organism: Perca fluviatilis (European perch)
Lineage: Eukaryota; Metazoa; Chordata; Actinopteri; Perciformes; Percidae
Product: twist-related protein 2-like
Exons: 2
Coding region: 388-1035 (215 amino acids)
Biological process (GO): developmental process; regulation of transcription by RNA polymerase II
Molecular function (GO): DNA-binding transcription factor activity, RNA polymerase II-specific; RNA polymerase II transcription regulatory region sequence-specific DNA binding; protein dimerization activity
Source: RefSeq, a predicted model, not a curated record